CGCUUCGCCAGCUGCCACAAUGAACAUCUUCAGGAGUCUGCUGGCGAAAGUAUGGCAGGAUCCCAAUGCCGCCGAGGUGGUCAAGAUCGAGUCUGGUCAGUUGUACCUCGUGAGACCUGGAAAUAUUCGGUCUUCCAGGGAGUGCAUCUACAAUGAAGCGAUCGCCACCAUUCGUAGAGUCCCUUCGAUCGACCACAACUUUCAGCUCGUGAUCACCCGCGUGUACGAAGAAGGGGAUCAAGAGCUACUGGAAGAUGAAGACGAAACCGACGAGGAAAGGGUGUUCUUAAUCAGCGAAGAACUAGAGUUUCGUCCAGGGGUAGGCGAAGCAGACAGUCAAGCUACGUUCGUCUGGCGCGAUCUGGACGGAGACGUAGACGAGCUCUACGAGUUCGUCAUGACGGAAGAGACAAAUGGGCCCACCAGGGCUUUCUUCGAAACCUGCAUGUACCGCGCCAUGUACGAAAGGAAGUACAGGAUGAGUGCGGACAACAUUGGUGAUCAAGAUCUAUCUGAAUUCACUUGGAAACCUCCAGCCCCGAAGGGAGCAGGGAAAGUUCCUCUGGUAGCGUCCGAGGGCCCAUUACCGGCACGAUCCCGCGAGCCUUCUAGUCCGUCACGAAAGGUGACGAAAUUUAGCCCUAAAAAGGUCAAAGCUAUGCCUGCCAACACUGCCACGGUCGUCGGAGAAGACGCCCAAUUCUUCGUGUGGGACGUUGAAGUGGACGGAUUUGUAAGUGCCCAUGAUGGAUUGUUGAGGGCCAAGAUCCUCGAAAGCACAUCGAACGACUACAAUUAUUGGAUUGUGGCUACGGAUGAAGAGGAGGAUCUUAUUAUGCACAAGAUUGCAGCGGAUAUGAACCCCCGUUGGUCGCCGAAAACUCAGUCCCUGACAUGGAACUUCUACGUCGACGGUGCAUACGGCAGCUGGGCAUUUCAGUUCAACUCAACUGAUGCGUAUGAAAACUUCAAAGUCGCCUUUGCUCGAGCAGCUUGGGAGACUCUUCAUCACACUCCUUUCAACAAGAUCAAGCCCGACGAGCAAGCAUACGUAAUAAGUGCCACCAACGAAGACGUCGAGAUGCGCGACGCCCAAAAUGAAGAAGGGGAUGAAGAGGAAGUUGUAUCUGAGCUUGACCCCGACGAGGAACCAAGUGAAGAUGAAGAGGAUGAAGAGGAAGAUGCUGUGUCUCCUCAGCUUCAGGGAGAAAGGAAUUCCCAACUGACCAUCGGUUACAAGGGAGACCGUUCUUACGUUGUGCGAGGGAAUAACAUUGGAGUAUUUUCUCAUGCUGGCCACAACCAAGUCAAGUACUACGCGACUAUCAGUAAGAUUUCCACUCCAAAAGGGAGGGAAUUCAAGCCGCGCGAGGUAAUGCUACAUGAUCAGGACACCAAGAUGGUCUUGAUGAACCCGUCCGAACCCCGUUCCUUAUAUAACAUGGACAUUGAACGUGGCAAGGUGGUCGAGGAAUGGAAAGUCCAUGAAGAUGUGACAGUCGACCACAUUGCGCCGGAUAACAAAUUCGCGCAAAUGACUCCAGAGCAGACCCUCGUAGGCGCUUCACACAACGCCCUCUUCCGGAUAGACCCCCGUAUAUCCGGUCUUAAAAUGGUCGACAGCCAGUACAAGCAGUAUGUCAGCAAAAAUAGAUUUUCGGGCCUGGCUACGACCUCAAGCGGAAAGCUGGCUGUGGCGAGUGCGAAGGGCGACAUUAGACUCUUCGAUUCCAUUGGGAAGAACGCGAAGACGGCAUUGCCGCCCCUCGGAGAUCCUAUUAUUGGUAUCGAUGUUACUGCAGAUGGACGGUGGAUCGUGGCAACCACCAAGGCAUAUCUUCUCUUGAUUGACACGUUGAUUGGGGAGGGUCGGUACGCUGGUUCCCUCGGCUUUGAUCGUAGUUUCCCCGCGAACGCCAAACCGAUGCCACGACGCUUGCAACUUCGUGCUGAGCACGUUGCGUACAUGAACCAGGAGAUUAAUUUCUCCCCCUCCCGAUUCAAUCAAGGGGAAGGACAAGUGGAAAACGCGAUUGUUACGUCAACAGGUCAAUAUGUUAUUGCGUGGGACUUCGCGAAAGUGAAGAAAGGCCAACUUGACAAGUACGAGAUCAAGAAGUAUGAAGACAACGUCGUACAGGACAAUUUUAAGUUCGGAGAUGACAAAGAGAUUAUUGUCGCGCUAGAGAACAAUGUAUUAGCGAUCAACAAGAAGAACUUGAAGCGACCUACGAGGGCGUCUCUCGCCGGACCAAUGAUUGGUCUACACGACAGGUCCAGCAUUGUAAAUAGCCCCUACUAAUCACUUUUCAUGAAAUGGGGCGGCGUGUCAACGGGAGGCGUGGUAUGCAGUGAUCCAAUACCCAAUGUAU
Messenger RNA from Pisolithus orientalis, 2372 nucleotides. RefSeq names its product VID27 cytoplasmic protein-domain-containing protein. The coding region runs from base 20 to 2302 and encodes 760 amino acids. The transcript is spliced from 11 exons. NCBI's taxonomy places the organism in Eukaryota, Fungi, Basidiomycota, Agaricomycetes, Boletales, Pisolithaceae. The record is from RefSeq and is a predicted model, not a curated record. Gene Ontology annotation, cellular component: nucleus; cytoplasm.